AUGGAUCCGAACGCCGAGGUCGACUUCGACUUCUCGCCGUUCCUCAUCCGCUACAAGAGCGGCCGCGUGCGCCGCCUCAUGGGCACGUCCAGGGUCGACGCCGGCGCGGACGCCGCCUCGGGGGUCACCUCCCGGGACGUCGCUAUCGACUCCGGAGCUGGCCUCGCCGCGCGGCUCUACAUACCGAGCGACGUCCUCGGUACGCCCGAGAAGCUGCCCCUCCUCGUCUACUUCCACGGCAGCGCCUUCGCGGUGCACUCGGCCUUCUCCGGCGCGCAGUCCCGCUUCCUGAACGCUCUCGUGGCGGCGGCCCGCGUGGUGGCCGUGUCCGUGGACUACCGCCUCGCGCCCGAGCACCCGGUGCCCGACGCCUACGACGAUGCCUGGGCCGCGCUCGGCUGGGCCGUGGUGAGCUGCUCGGGGCCGUCCGGCUCCCGACCGGACACGGCGGACACGGAGCCGUGGCUGGCGGAGCACGGCGACGCCACGCGCCUCUUCGUCGCGGGCAACAGCGCCGGCGCCAACAUCGCCCACAUUGUGACGCUGAGGGCCGGCGGCAGCGGGUUGCCUGGCGGAGCGAGGAUCGAGGGGAUGGUGCUCCUGCACCCGUACUUCCGCGGCGGGGAGCUGUUGCCGUCGGAGGCAGUGGCGGAUCCAAAGGGGGGCUCAGGCUCCACCCCUAAUGUCUUGAUUUCAAGCCUAAUCAAUGUAGCAAAAGCUUGAUUUCACCAUUAAAUCUUCAUGUAAAUCAACAUCUCCAUUGUUUUAGCCCCCCCUUAUCCUGCAUCGUGCAUCCGCCACUGGUCGGAGGGCACGGACCCCACGUUCCUGCAGAGGGUGCAGCGGGCAUGGGGCUUCGUGAGUGGUGGGCAGUACGGGAUCGACCACCCUUUCCUCAAUCCUCUGGCUUUGCCGAUGGAGGAGUGGACGAAGCUCGGCUGCCGGCGUGCUCUGGUGACCGUGGCUGAGCUUGACACGAUGAGGGACAGAGGCCGGCGGUACGUCGACGCGCUGAGGGGAAGCGCGUGGGCGGAGGAGGAGGCUGUGCUGAACGUCUAA
Molecule: messenger RNA, 1059 nt
Organism: Miscanthus lutarioriparius
Lineage: Eukaryota; Viridiplantae; Streptophyta; Magnoliopsida; Poales; Poaceae
Source: the annotation of a GenBank genome assembly